Molecule: messenger RNA, 1123 nt
Organism: Salvia miltiorrhiza (redroot sage)
Lineage: Eukaryota; Viridiplantae; Streptophyta; Magnoliopsida; Lamiales; Lamiaceae
Product: sm-like protein LSM4
Exons: 7
Coding region: 266-763 (165 amino acids)
Biological process (GO): spliceosomal snRNP assembly; nuclear-transcribed mRNA catabolic process; mRNA splicing, via spliceosome
Cellular component (GO): P-body; U6 snRNP; spliceosomal tri-snRNP complex
Molecular function (GO): U6 snRNA binding
Source: RefSeq, a predicted model, not a curated record
AAUUUGAAAGUAUUAGGAAAAGGGUUCGGGCUUGCUGUUCUCCAUUACUUCUUCCUCCUUCACCAUAGCUGUCACUCGUCACACAGAAGAGCGAGAGAGAGACAAGAAGGGGAGAGAGGGAGAGUUCCAAAGGAUCUACUGCUCUAGUCCGCCAUUUUUAUAACCGCUCGCCAUCGUUCGUAGCUUUGGUUUGUUUGCGCGACUCGCUAUUGUUAACUUUGAUUUAUAUCAUUAUAUUUAUCAUUGCGAGAAAGAACGAAAGAAGAUGCUUCCGCUUUCGUUGCUCAAGUCCGCACAAGGGCACCCUAUGUUGGUAGAACUGAAAAAUGGGGAGACAUACAACGGUCACCUGGUUAACUGCGACACUUGGAUGAACAUCCAUCUCCGUGAAGUUAUCUGCACCUCAAAGGAUGGAGAUAGGUUUUGGCGAAUGCCAGAGUGCUAUGUUAGGGGUAAUACAAUCAAGUAUCUCAGAGUUCCGGAUGAGGUGAUUGAUAAAGUUCAAGAAGAGACAAAAAGCCGUUCUGACAGAAGGCCACCUGGAGUGGGGCGUGGAAGAGGAAGAGGAGGUAGAGAAGAAGGCUCUAAAGCAAAAGGUGUGGGCCGUGGUUUGGAGGAUGGAGGAGGCCGGGGUGCAGGUGCUGGUCGAGGCAGGGGUGGAGCUGGAGGAAGGGCUGCUGGAAACAGAGGUCUGUCUUUAACUCUAUGUUUUGUUUUCACUUAUGAUUUCAUGGACUUACAACAAGGUUUGAUGAUGCACUGAUUGCUUUGCUUAUUUUGUGACAGGUGGUGGUCGAGGCCGAUGAAGUUGCCAGAUCACUCCAGUCUGAAGUGUGUGUGGUCGUACUAUUUUUUUUAGACCACUUGCUACUUGUGACGGGACAUUGUCUUUCAACCGUAAUAGAUUUUUAUUUCCAGUUCAAUUUCUCGAACGAGCUAUUAUGUAUUAAGCCUGCCCGAGCAAUAUGCGUUGGUUUUACUAUUUUGUUUGUAGCUUGGUUUUACGAUGUUAAUCUCAGUAUUACCAGCCCAAGUACGUGGAUUUUCUGUGAUUCUAUAUUUUGAUCUGGAUGGUUACUAUUUAGGAUAACAGUUUCAUACAUAAAAUGCUUGUAUUUGAUUC